UUCUAGCAGCUUACUAGCACCUACAAGCAAGUUCCUUGGGAGAUCGGUGAAUUAGUGGGGCAAUGUCGUCAUCAACUGUUGGCCAACGUGGAUUGCGAUGAGGCGCUUUGACCGGACAAAUUGCAUCUAGGACAGUCUGUGGGAAGACCACGGCGCGUGUAACUUGCAAGUCAGCAACAAAGAUCUCCCUUAUUCGGAGUGCCCUGAAGGCACUACUUGAGCUGCAACUCUCCUGCGCGGGAAGGAUGCUACAUCUCCGCCCUCAAAACGGUCCGACCCAUGCUAUGGCCUGUGCCCAACAUCUCGCUUCCGUCCACGACUGGGACGGAGAACCCAGUAGUGCAAUGACCUCAUGAGCUCUCCUUUGAGAAACUGCGGACAGCACAAGAGGUCCCGCUCCACAAGCAAACCAAUGUUAGCUGGAUUCGAUUGAUCUUACCACUCGAAGGCCCGGACCGAUCCUGGACCCGUUGUUACAGGAUGAUGACCGCCAAAUAACACCGCCCAGAAAAGUGUGCGUGCUUCCUCGCGGCUUGGUCGCUGAUGCGUCAUCCGUGCAGUCAGUUGCGGGCAUCACAGUCAUCGGUGACCGCAAACACCCGUCACGGUCACGUCUGGUGCUAUCCAUUUCCAGGGAUCCGGAGAAACAAGCAUGGUGGCAGGCCGCAGUCCGAUGAACCGGCGGACGUGGCCGGAGAGUGUGGGAGGACCAGGAUACGCCUCGGGAAUAGUGGUGGCGUACGACGGCAACGAGAACCGAGUCAGACAUCCGGCACAUCGCACACAGAGAUUGUCAUCUCCAUCCCCGAGAUCCUGGGGGGACCGGCAAGUCGCGAGAGAUCGAGGGUUCGGCGCCAGUGUCUAUGUAUGUCGUGCCGUGAUACGAGCGGCACAUGAUCGCCGGCAAUGCAUCGUUCGAUGGCCAGGAAUCGGAUAUCGCAUCCGCAGCGGCGGCGGCGGCGGCGGCGGC
Mycena citricolor is the source of this 970-nucleotide messenger RNA. NCBI's taxonomy places the organism in Eukaryota, Fungi, Basidiomycota, Agaricomycetes, Agaricales, Mycenaceae. The record is from the annotation of a GenBank genome assembly.